Haemonchus placei is the source of this 1353-nucleotide messenger RNA. NCBI's taxonomy places the organism in Eukaryota, Metazoa, Nematoda, Chromadorea, Rhabditida, Trichostrongylidae. The record is from the annotation of a GenBank genome assembly.
AUGGAGCACAGCAAAGGGAAGAGGUUCGUGAUAAUUGGAAGUGGUCCAACUGCUCUGGGAGCUGCCUAUCGGCUGCACGAACUCAUUCAAAACGGUGAAUUACCGUCAUCUACGCAGGUCACUGUGCUCGAAAAGGAAAUCGAAGUAGGCGGAUUAGCCCGUUCGGUGACCGAUCGACGAGGCUUCACUUGGGAUCUAGGUGUGCAUGUUACUGGUUAUUCAAAAUAUCCAAAGUUCACACAUUUAUUGAAUCGAACUGUGCGCCACUGGAACAACGUGCCUCGAUGUGUGAAGGGGUUAUAUGAUACUGAUGAAAUGUGGGAUAAGUUUUUUCAAGCAUUUAGUUCAACUGUAAAAUCUGGUGGCUAUGAAAUCUCUAUAUGCCAGGCAUACAUGAGGCAUGUGAUCCAAGACGACGAUAACGUGGAGGCGAACUACGUCCCAUACCCUGUGCAAGAUUCGAUACCGUAUUUCCCAGAAGAAGUAAAACUGAGGUGUCUGGACGAAAUUUCUUCGCAAGCGGUUCCCUCCAAGAAAGCAGAGAACUUCGACGAUUUCACAGCAAAUACUUUUGGAGAAACACUGCAAGCAAUUUUUAUUCGACCAUACAACGAGAAGGUGUGGACCGUGACCCUUGAUGAGAUGAACUGUGUCUGGGUAGAAAAUCGGGUCCCAAGGACCAAUAUCGAGGACUUGACGAGACGCUGUUCACGUAAGCAACGGAAAGGCGAGCGAAUACGACUACGUGAUAUCAACGAUGCCUAUCGUGGAGUUGGGCAGGAUAACUUCGCUUUGCCCGAAGAUCAGCUUGAGCCAUUCAAAGUACUUGUUGGCCUUCUUUCCAUUUCUGCAUCUCAAGUUGUCCUUGUCGGAAUCGGGAUGCGUCGACCUCAACCAGAAUUCACGGAACAACUUUCCUGGCUUUACUUUCCUCAGCCUGACAUUAUUUUUUAUAGAUGUACAUUUAUGUCCAACUUCAACGAACGCCUCACACCAAAUGCAGUACUUUUUUGGUCAGUUCUUGUAGAAAUUGGAAUGAGUUCCGACGAAGACGUCAAUGAGCACACAGUGAUUGAUUGCACUAUCAAAGAUCUCAUAGAGCACGGCAUAAUCUAUCCAACAAGCAGAAUAGAGUCGACAUGGCUGCACGUGCUUCCGUAUGGCUAUCCGAUUCCAACAUUGAACCGCGACAGGGAACUACAAAAGGCUCACGAGUCACUCGAAGCAGCGAACAUCUACUCUCGUGGAAGAUUUGGCAGCUGGCGAUACGAGGCAGCUAACCAGGAUCAUAGCUUUACUAUGGGCUCAGACGUGGUCGACAGACUUGUCUAUGGGACAGAAGAAACACUCUGA